This is a messenger RNA of Drosophila gunungcola (fruit fly), 5019 nucleotides long. RefSeq names its product cAMP-dependent protein kinase catalytic subunit 1 (gene Pka-C1). The record is from RefSeq and is a predicted model, not a curated record. Gene Ontology annotation, biological process: peptidyl-serine phosphorylation. Gene Ontology annotation, cellular component: nucleus; cAMP-dependent protein kinase complex. Lineage: Eukaryota; Metazoa; Arthropoda; Insecta; Diptera; Drosophilidae. Bases 832 to 1893 code for a protein of 353 amino acids. The transcript is spliced from 3 exons. Gene Ontology annotation, molecular function: cAMP-dependent protein kinase activity; ATP binding.
CGCGAGUCGCGCCAGUCGAUAAAAAAACUUCGACCGUGUUGGACGGGAAAACUCGGUUCGGCGGCUAUGCGGGUAUUUUUAAUCUAAGCCAUCAAAAUCCACAGCUACAGUGCAUUAAAUCGAUCGGAAAGUCGAGGCAAUAUUUCUGAAAGUGUUUACAAAUCGCUGGCAUCGUAGUCGUUAAUUGCAAAAAGCUUCUCAAAGUAAAGUAAAUCGCGAGCAUUAGCAACCUAGAGUGUUAAACCAAAUGUUAGUCUAAGCCUAAAGUGUAAAACUAGUUUAAGACCCCCAAAACAAAGAAAGCAAACCGCAAAAUCGCAAACGUGUUAAGACCUAAACCUAAACGCGUCUAAGCCAAACGCCUUAAUAAACAACAACUUCAGCAGCAGCAGGAUAACCAGCGAAGAGUGAAAGAGAGCUCCUGCAAGAAGCUCUCUUUGGCGCCGAAGGAGCAACUAUUUCAUCCGCACCGUUGCCCAGUAACUCGGCAAAAUAGCUAAGUCCAUUUUGCAGUUCCUUAAAAAGAAAAAGUCCCAUCAUAGUUCCACAUCCGGCGAGGGAAAGCUACAAGCGCAGUCCAGUUGCGAGGAGGAGGGCGGAGCGGCAGCGGGAGGAGCGGGAGCGGCAGCGGGACCCCCAACGGACCAGGCUAGCAGCAGCAGGAGUACGCCCCCCGCAGCCACGACCACGCCCUGUUCGGGGGCGGAAUCAGGCGCCAACAGCGGAGGAGGAGGAGCAGUAGCAGGGGCCAGCAGCUCCGGCGAAGAUCAGGCCCAGGUUUCGGCCAGCGCCACUUUCCGGCUGUCAUCCCUAACGGGCACCAUCUCCAAAAUGGGCAACAACGCCACCACGUCAAACAAGAAGGUCGACGCCGCCGAGACGGUCAAGGAGUUCCUUGAACAGGCCAAGGAGGAGUUCGAGGACAAGUGGCGCCGCAAUCCGACCAACACCGCCGCCCUCGAUGACUUCGAACGGAUCAAGACCCUGGGCACCGGGUCCUUUGGCCGCGUUAUGAUCGUCCAGCACAAGCCCACGAAAGACUACUACGCCAUGAAGAUCCUCGACAAGCAGAAGGUGGUCAAGCUGAAGCAGGUGGAGCAUACGCUGAACGAGAAGCGCAUCCUGCAGGCCAUCCAGUUCCCCUUCCUCGUCUCGCUGCGCUACCACUUCAAGGACAACUCCAACCUGUACAUGGUGCUGGAGUACGUCCCCGGCGGCGAGAUGUUCUCGCACCUGCGCAAGGUGGGCCGCUUCUCGGAGCCGCACUCGCGCUUCUACGCGGCGCAGAUCGUGCUGGCCUUCGAGUAUCUGCACUACCUGGACCUCAUCUACCGCGAUCUGAAGCCGGAGAACCUGCUGAUCGACUCGCAGGGCUACCUCAAGGUGACGGACUUCGGCUUUGCCAAGCGGGUCAAGGGUCGCACUUGGACGCUGUGCGGCACGCCCGAGUACCUGGCCCCGGAGAUCAUUCUGUCCAAGGGCUACAACAAGGCCGUCGACUGGUGGGCGCUGGGCGUGCUCGUCUACGAGAUGGCCGCCGGUUAUCCGCCGUUCUUUGCGGAUCAGCCGAUCCAGAUCUACGAGAAGAUCGUCUCCGGCAAGGUGCGCUUCCCGUCGCACUUUGGCUCCGAUCUGAAGGACCUGCUGCGCAAUCUGCUGCAGGUGGACCUGACCAAGCGCUACGGCAAUCUGAAGGCGGGCGUCAAUGAUAUUAAGAACCAGAAGUGGUUCGCCUCCACCGACUGGAUUGCGAUCUUCCAAAAGAAAAUCGAGGCGCCGUUCAUUCCGCGGUGUAAGGGUCCCGGCGACACGAGCAAUUUCGACGACUACGAGGAGGAGGCGCUACGGAUCUCCAGCACCGAGAAGUGUGCCAAGGAGUUUGCUGAAUUCUAGAGAAGCUCUUCGCCAGUCAGCCCAAAUCCCCUCGUUCUGCAGGCGUCUGCAACUGCAAUUGUAUCUGCUACUGCGAUUGUAUCUGCAACUGCUCCUGCUGUUGCCACCGCCGUGGCAUCGCGGACCACGUCCUCAUCGUCGUUGUCGUCGUCUUGUCUAUAUGUCUACUACUUACAACUACAACAACUGUAACAGCCACCCACAACACAACAACUACCACAUCUGAGUCUAUCUGGACAUCUGUAUGUCUGCAUCUACUCCACAUCCACACUUUUGUCAACAUUGGAUUCCUCACCACACACAACAAUUUACAUCAACCAUUUCCCUACGUCUUCAUGUGGGACCCAGCCGGAACAAUCUUUUCAUCUUGUGUGUGAUGCUUGGUGGAAGGACUUGGAAGACUUGAAGAUUUAAACUCCGGAUACCGAAACAAGAUAUAGAAACCGAUAAAAUAAUGACUUACACAUUAAUAUUCAUUCAUAACAUAUAGCGUAUUUAACCACGAGACUACAGAUAUUUAGUUGUAAACGUAGCUUAGUCUUAACUAAAGAAUUCAAGAGAAACCGAUAAAGAACCAGCAACAGAAGCGAAAGUGAACGGAAGACACUGAAAAAAAAAAACAGAGAAUACAUAAGAGGAAAUCCAGGAGAAUUGUCAUCUAAGCCAGGGCUAAAGAAUUUCAUUUAAUUUCGAUCGAUUCAGGUCGGUCUCUCAGUCAGCUGCAGCAACAACAACAAGUUGAGAGUAUAAAACGCUUUAAUAAUUUUUAAAUUAAAUACAAAAUGUUAAAAUUAACACAAAAAUUAUGGCGCACGCAGUGUGCUUGACAAAAAAAAGCAACAUCAACAAGAAAACAAAAAAGCAGGCAAAUCUUGCGACAAACUAAAGGUGUAAUAUGUACGGGAGAAGAGCAGAAACGAGUUGAGGCCCUUAGAAAAACACAAAUAGCAAAAGUCGCUGCCGAAUGAGGACACUUGCCGGCCAGGUGACCAGUGUGUGUGAAAUCAGUCCGGAGUUGACACCCCGCCCCACUGGACGCCCUAAUGCCCCCGCCUUUCCGCUAAGCGAGCUUGCGUUCAAGUAGCCCCGACGAUUUGGCGUCUUUACCGUAGACAUGUCUCUAGAUAUUUAUAUAUAUUCGCGUAUAUAAAUGUUGUACAAUCAGCGACGACGUGCAACAAUAAACCAACCGCCCGACCCGGAUCACGAACAGAACCAUAUUCGAAAGCAGAAUCAGAACAUUACCCAUUUCAACAGUGGCACCUAAACAAAUGCGCACUCACUCAUAAAUAGUUGUCCAUCCAACAUCCACUACUCGCAAGGAACCACAUCAACUACUCAAAACUCUAAAGUAUAAACACUAAAGCAAGUAAAGCUAACAAAAAAGAAACAUUUGAAACGCAGCAAGAAAUAUAUAAAGCAAAAAACAAAAUCUGAAUGUUUACAUUUAAGACACAUAAAACAAAAAAGAAAGAAACCAAAAAAAAAAAAUCAACUGAAAUUUGUGUGUAUAAAACGUAUAAAACUUAGCAUUAAUGAAAUUAAAGAAGAAGCGGAUGCCGAAGAUGUCGACGGAGUCAUGUCUAUAUAUACACAAAGAUUGAAGCAUUAUACUUACCAAGAGCAGAACAAAGAGAAUAUCAUGUGCAUGUGCUAAGUAUAGUUAUUUGGAGCAGAGAGAAAUGAAGAGAAAAAGGCAACUAUAGCAGUUAUAUUCAAGUAAAUAUCGAUCGGAGUAUAUUUAUUGUUUCGUUAUGUGCGGAGAGGAGUGGUAAUCAUUUUAAUUGGCCGUAGGAGAUAUCGAAAUCGUUACCAAACUACCUUUUAUUUUAGCGGCACUUCUCCGCAUUCCUUUCCCUGUUAUUAUUUAUUUUUAAAAGUCAAGACUUUUAAAUUAUGUUGUUGUUGUGAGAAGAGAAGAUAUAUAAAGAGCGAGAGCAACUCGGGAUCGUAAAAAAUAUAAUUAAUUUAUAAAUACUUUUUAUGUUUUCUAUGAUUAUUUGUUCAACUAGUUGCGAGACAAAAGUCAUAAAUAGGCAUUAAUUAAGCAUCUAAAUUUAAUGGUAAAUAAAAGUAAACAAAGUAAACAUACAAAACCGAAAUCAAUCGAGUAAGAAGACGAUGUUUGUAGCCACGAAAUGUUCACAUCACAACCAAAUUGUCUCCCUUUAUAUGAAACAUACACAUGUUUAUGUGUUUCUAACUAGUUUGUGUGGAGAACUAUCGCCGAUCCUUUGAUUUGUGUCCUUUGUCAGUCACCCAAACAAAAACAAAAACAAAACAAAAACACACGGACUAACACACAUAAGCAUAUUCUGAAAAUAAUCUACGGUAGUCUGAGCAUACAAAUUUAAUGUGGAUAUAUAACUAAAUAUAUAUAUUCGAAACAUAUGUGCAGUAAGAGAGCAAGAAGUCGAUCUUUAAUUUUGUGCAAUUUUUGUCUUGUGUUAGUAAACUUUUUACGGUAGCUGUUAACACUGCUCUAUAUAGACGCAGAUACAGUAUCUGAGGAGCCCAACCUGAGCUUUACUAUUUGACUAACGAUUUGAAUGCUUUACGUUUUUGUAUUAAAGAAACAUUAUGCACUAAUUUGUACUACUUUUAAUACAUCAUCUAUCUUUUUUUUGUACUCUUAAAGCUUCUCCCUCAGUCUAAAUGUUUGUUCGGUUAGGUAAGCCAGAAGAGAGAAUCCUUUUUGUUGUUGUUUCAUGUGAGUGCGAGCUAAUUCGAGGUACACAUUAACAAAACAAAAAUAUAUAUUGAAAAUUAUAUAUAUAUAUAUGUGAGAAGAACCAGAACGCAAGAAAAUGAGAAAGCAAAAUUCAAGUUAUUUAAUUUAGUUUUUACAUUUAAGUUUAUAUAGCAAGUGCAUAUAUAUACAAAUAUAUAUAUAUAUAUAUAUUUAAAAACCAACAAAUAAGAUAACAAAUCUUAAAAAAAACAACAAGCAAAAACAACCAAACAAACACAACAAGCAUACAAUAAAAAACAAAUUUGAGAAAAAGUAAAAGAAUUAUAAGUAAAAUGAUGAUUUAAAGAGGAGAGGAAGAGAAACAAGAAAACACAAAGGAAAAGAAACAAACAAACAAAAAAAACCAAUAAAAUGAAUUUGAAAUCCUUAAAAAA